Molecule: messenger RNA, 2086 nt
Organism: Nelumbo nucifera (sacred lotus)
Lineage: Eukaryota; Viridiplantae; Streptophyta; Magnoliopsida; Proteales; Nelumbonaceae
Gene: NTMC2T4
Product: Calcium-dependent lipid-binding (CaLB domain) family protein
Cellular component (GO): endoplasmic reticulum
Molecular function (GO): lipid binding
Source: RefSeq, a predicted model, not a curated record
AAAAUAAAUGACGGGCGCCACGAAAAUUGAUUGAUUGCUUUUCCAUUUAUUUCUCUCUCUCUCUCUCUCGCUCUCUCUCACUCUGAUCCCAAACUUCUUCUCUUCGUUACCUGCUCCUGCUUCUCACUUCUGAUUCUUCUUUUCCAACUCCCAGAUGGCGCUCUCCGCCUUCCGUUGGUUUACUCUAUGAAGGAAUGGAGCAUUGAUCUUUGAGGGGUUGUUGUCUGUGACUCUGUUCAGUCUUCUGGAACUGGAAUUCGAUUUUUCUCCCUUCUAGUUCUAGAUAUUCUUUUUUGUUUUGGAAAUUGAAGAAGAUGGGUUUGAUUUCUGGAAUUCUAAUGGGGACGAUCGUCGGGAUCGCCAUGAUGGCUGGUUGGCGACACAUGAUGAGGUACAGAAGCACUAAACGUAUCGCUAAGGCAGUUGAUAUAAAACUUCUUGGAUCCCUUGGCAGAGAUGACUUGAAGAAAAUUUGUGGUGAUAAUUAUCCUGAAUGGAUAUCUUUCCCUGUGUAUGAACAAGUCAAAUGGUUGAAUAAGCAACUGAGCAAAAUGUGGCCUUUUAUUGCUGAUGCAGCAACGAUGGUCAUAAGAGAAUCUGUUGAACCACUAUUGGAAGAAUAUCGACCUCCAGGGAUUACUUCGCUGAAGUUCAGCAAACUCUCUCUUGGAAAUGUGGCACCUAAGAUUGAAGGCAUUCGUGUUCAGAGCCUUAAGGAAGGUCAGAUCACAAUGGAUAUCGACUUUCGAUGGGGCGGUGAUCCAAGCAUCAUACUUGCUGUUGAAGCAGCACUUGUUGCAUCACUUCCUAUUCAGUUGAAGGACCUUCAGGUUUUCACUGUUGCACGUGUUAUCUUCCAACUUGCUGAAGAGAUCCCUUGCAUUUCUGCUGUUGUUGUUGCUCUCCUUUCUGAGCCAAAGCCUAGAAUAGAUUAUACAUUGAAAGCUGUUGGAGGAAGCUUAACAGCAAUACCUGGACUUUCUGAUAUGAUAGAUGAUACUGUGAAUUCGAUUAUCAGUGACAUGCUUCAAUGGCCCCAUCGGAUUGUUGUUCCAAUUGGUGGGAUACCUGUAGAUACAAGUGAUUUGGAACUUAAACCGCAGGGGAAGCUUACAGUGACUGUAGUAAAAGCAAAUGAAUUAAAGAAUAUGGAAAUGAUUGGUAAAUCUGAUCCUUAUGUGGUUUUGUACAUUCGACCUUUAUUCAAGGUUAAAACAAAGGUUAUCGACAAUAAUCUGAAUCCUGUAUGGAAUGAAACAUUUGAGCUGAUUGCUGAAGAUAAGGAAACACAAGCACUUGUCCUUGAGGUUUUUGAUAAGGAUGUUACACAAGACAAGAGAUUGGGCAUAGUAAAAUUACCUUUGCAUGGCUUGGAACCUGAUAUUCCAAAAGAGCUUGAUUUGAGACUGCUACCGUCACUUGAUAUGAUGAAAAUUAUAGAUAAGAAGGACAGGGGAUCUCUCACAGUUAAGGUCUUGUACCAUCAGUUCAACAAGGAAGAACAGUUGGCAGCCCUGGAAGAAGAAAAGAGGAUCCUAGAAGAGCGGAAAAAACUGAAAGAAGCAGGGCUAAUUUCAAGCACAAUGGAUGCACUAGAUGGAGCAGCUUCAUUGGUUGGAUCGGGGGUUGGACUAGUGGGAACUGGUAUCGAAACAGGAGUUGGUCUGGUGGGAAGUGGACUUGGUGCGGGAGCUGGGCUUGUUGGGAGUGGUAUCAAUGCUGGAGUUGGGUUUGUGGGAAGCGGUCUAGGUGCCGUUGGCAGUGGCUUGAGCAAGGCAGGAAAGUUCAUGGGCAGGAGCUUAACAGGGCAAUCUGGCUCUUCCAAGAAGAGUGGAAGCAACACUCCAGUAACACCAACAGAAGAAAAUGGUGGGGGAAAAACAGCAUAAGCCUUUUCCAUAUGGCUGUAGACCUUGUGAAUUGUAUGCUUCUAAGUUGUUACGCUAUACAGUAGCGAAAAAAAGUCGUUAAACGACAAAUUCCUGAUUUUUUUUUCUUGUUUCUCUUAUAUCCAUGUUUAGUGUGGAAAUCACUUUCACGAAUUUGUUUGUUAAUUAUCUAAGGUGGUUUCUUCUCAAUAUGCACA